Molecule: messenger RNA, 1598 nt
Organism: Anoplopoma fimbria (sablefish)
Lineage: Eukaryota; Metazoa; Chordata; Actinopteri; Perciformes; Anoplopomatidae
Product: inositol monophosphatase 1-like
Exons: 9
Coding region: 85-921 (278 amino acids)
Biological process (GO): inositol metabolic process; phosphatidylinositol phosphate biosynthetic process; signal transduction
Molecular function (GO): inositol monophosphate 1-phosphatase activity
Source: RefSeq, a predicted model, not a curated record
ACUUGCUACAAAUCUAGUCGAGUAGUAGUCAUUCCGGGUGUGAAGGAACCUCUCUUUACAAUCUGUCAUUACCUCAAAAUCAACAUGAGUGAUCCUUGGCAAGAGUGCAUGGAUCACUGUGUGGAAGUCGCCAAAAAUGCUGGAAAGGUGAUCCGUGAGGCGCUCCAGAAGGACAUCGCCGUCAUGGAGAAGAGCUCGCCAGUUGACCUGGUGACCGAGACGGACCAAAGAGUGGAACGGCUCAUUAUUUCCUCCAUCAAGGAAAAGUACCCCACUCACAGCUUCAUAGGUGAGGAGUCGGUAGCGGCAGGUGCUCCCAGUGUUCUGACGGACAGUCCCACUUGGAUCAUCGACCCUAUUGAUGGUACCACCAACUUUGUUCACAGGUUCCCUUUUGUGUCCGUAUCAAUUGGCUUCACUGUGAAGAAAGAGAUCGAGUUUGGGAUCGUCUACAGCUGCAUCGAGGACAAAAUGUACACGGCACGCAAAGGGAAGGGAGCAUUCUGCAACGGAGAGCCAAUCAAAGUGUCUGGACAAGAAGAUAUUAGCCGAUCUCUGGUGCUGACGGAAAUUAACUUUAAUAAGGAUCAAGAGCAUUUCAAAACGAUGUUAGCCAACGUCGAGAAAAUCCUCACCAUCCCUGUGCAUGGUAUCCGCUCCCCGGGCAGUGCAGCUGUCAACAUGUGUCUGGUAGCGUGCGGAUCGGCCGAUGCUUACUACCACAUGGGCAUCCACUGCUGGGACAUGGCUGGAGGGGCGGCGGUUGUUACCGAGGCUGGAGGCGUCAUCAUGGACAUUUCAGGUGGACCGUUUGAUCUGAUGUCUCGGAGGCUGAUCAUCGCCAGCAGCAGAGCGAUAGCAGAACGCAUCGCCAAGGAGGUAACAGAGUUCCACGUUGGGAGAGACGACACAGAUGGCUAGUAAAUUUCCAUCAUCUCUUCUACCAACUUAACAGGUUUUUAUCACCGGACUGUUUUUGUAUUAAACAAGUCACGAUUUCGUCAUUGCCUUAAGAACCAAAACAAUAAACUUACCUCUGAAGUUUGUUAGAUAGUCAGCGCUUUAGAAUUUCAGCCCUCUUUCUGCUUUCUUUAUGUUGUAUAUGCUUUUAUUCUGUUGUAACUUAUUUGGACAUAAAAUAAAUGGUGUGUGUGAUGGUGGAAUAAUGCCUGUGUUUCCUAAUACACACUUGUUUUAAGCCAUUUUUUAGGAACAAUGCAGUCAGAACAAUGUCAUUGUUAAAGUACAUACAGCACUAUUGUAGUAAUUUUAGUAUAUAUUUGUUUAGGUUUUGACCAAUAUUAUUGCUUUUCACAGGAAAUUGUAUUUAGUUAGAUUCAUUUCAAAAUACAUUUGUUUAAAGGGCAUGUCCAUAUGUAUUCUGAACUGUUUCUUUUGAAAUGGAGAUGCCCACUCAGCAAGAAACGCUACCAAAGUGAGCUAAUCAAUAAGGUUAUGAAUCACGUGCACGCUAUCACUAGCUGAGUCAUGGUGUGUAGUGUGUGUGAGGUGUUUGGUAUUUCAGUUUUGUCAUUGCCAAUCUCAAUGCAGUAGAUUUUUUUUUAUUUAUUUUAAUAUUAUUUUGAAGAUUAAAAGAA